This is a messenger RNA of Racocetra persica, 165 nucleotides long. Lineage: Eukaryota; Fungi; Glomeromycota; Glomeromycetes; Diversisporales; Gigasporaceae. The record is from the annotation of a GenBank genome assembly.
CUGGAACUUUCCUAGCACCUAUAGAAUCACUUUCUUACCGAGGUUUUCGUACUGUCAUUGAAAUUGAUUUAAUUGGAACUUUUAAUGCGUGUAAAGCAUGCUUUCCUCACUUGAAAAAAUCCAAAGGUGUUGUGAUUAAUGUUUCUGCCAAUCUUCAUUACCAAU